AAAUCCACUGCGUAGCAAGCUAUUCCCCUUGAGAUUUGCUAGAUAAUCAUCCAACAGCGACACCGAGUUUCUCGAAAUUUUCGAACAAGAUGGGUGACAGCCAACAUGGUCUCAAUGCAGCACAACUCGCAAUCUACAUCAUCCUCGCCAUUCCAGUCCUCUAUAUCCUCAUCCGCCACCGCCUACCAGGUCUCCUAGGCUGGCUCUACCUCUUCAUAUUCUGCACUCUCCGUAUCUUAGGCGGUGCUCUAGCACUGCACAACGGAUCCGCAGACAAGACAGCUGCAAUCAUCUCCAGCAUCGGAUUAUCACCUCUCCUUCUUGCUGUCUCUGGAAUUCUGCAUGAGGCUCGCCAUUACAGAAACCCUUCCCUCAACAAGAAAAUCGAAUUCAUCCUCAUCCUCCUCUUCCACAUCGCAGUAACCACAGGACUCGCACUCCUAGCAUCCGGCUCCUCUGCCUUUGGUGCAAACAGCUCGAGCGCGAACAAGAGCGACGAGAACCUGCUGAAAGUAGGCGUUGUCAUAUUAAUGUUUACAUGGGUCAUACUUUGUGCAUGGACGAUCUUCACUUUUCUUCCUCAUCAAGCGAGGAAAGAUGCUCCCGCAUACCCCUCUGGAACGAAGCUGUUGUACGCAAUCGGCUUCUCGCUUCCGUUCGUGGGUAUGAGAGUCAUGUACAGCUUGGUUUCCAUCCUUGCUCCUUCGAAGAGUUUGAGUCCAGUGAGCGCCGCGUUGGGGUUGAAGCUGGCAUUAAGCUUUAUUCCUGAACUGAUCGCGGUGAUUACCUUUGUGGUUGUGGGGAUACUUACAAGGAAUGUGUGGAUGGAGUAUGCGAGGGGAGAUGGUGUAAGUGCAGUUAGGAUGGAGAGUGGAAGCAGUUGGACCGGGAAUAAAAGAGGUGAGAGGCUGGUUCAAGGCGCUGGUCAUGUUUAAAAUGGGCCUGGACAUAGAGGGAGUUUGGCGCAAGGCAAUUAUGUCGUGGCAUUUACCUGAAAUUUGAAAGCAGCAAGCGAUGGGAGAGUGACUUCAUUUGUGAACCCGAGGGGCUUUGUAGAUAGAGCUGUGUACGAUGUUACGUUGGAAUUCCAUAGAAGCAUUGGUUCAUACAUUUGUAUAUUAGAUUAAUCAACAUCUGGAACGGGCAAAUGGUUCAGAAGCUUGAUCUUUCGUCCUAAAGCUUUCAGAGCUUUCAAGGCAUUUUCAUCUCUUAGUCUUUCCGUCUCUUUCUCAUCAACAAGCACAAAGUCGUGCUUCAAAAAUUUGGUUCCUUCCUUGACUCCAUACUUCUUCGCUAUUUCAGCAUCUGCGCUUGUAAAGUCGACGAUCAGGGAUUGUUUUACGCCGAAGACUGCGUCUGAGGUUUCGUAGGGAUCGUUGCGGAUAUACAGUGCACUUUAGAAGAUAGUUAGAAUAUUAUCAC
Molecule: messenger RNA, 1422 nt
Organism: Mollisia scopiformis
Lineage: Eukaryota; Fungi; Ascomycota; Leotiomycetes; Helotiales; Mollisiaceae
Exons: 3
Coding region: 90-935 (281 amino acids)
Source: RefSeq, a predicted model, not a curated record